Molecule: messenger RNA, 6039 nt
Organism: Penicillium manginii
Lineage: Eukaryota; Fungi; Ascomycota; Eurotiomycetes; Eurotiales; Aspergillaceae
Gene: hir3
Product: putative transcriptional corepressor of histone genes (Hir3)
Exons: 4
Coding region: 1-6039 (2012 amino acids)
Biological process (GO): chromatin organization
Cellular component (GO): HIR complex; nucleus
Molecular function (GO): nucleosome binding
Source: RefSeq, a predicted model, not a curated record
AUGGCGAGCUGGCUAGCUCUGAAUGUUGAACCAGACGAUGCAGUUGAAGAAGAAGUCGAUGACACCAAGGAGCUUCAGAUUGAGGAAGCUUUGAAGUUGUAUCACAAUGCCCUGAAACUUCACUCCCAAGGCCCAGAGUUCUACGAACGGGCGGCCGAAGCAUACGACGCGCUCCUCAAUUCGGAGAUAUUUAGAUACCCCGAAUCCAUCUCCGACUUUAAGCGGGCAGCUCUACCAGACGCACAGGUUGCUGAACCGAUCGAUGAACCUCCUACAGAUGGAGUUGUGGAAUAUAACGUGAGCGACUCGACAUCCAGCCUCUUUCAAACCCUUUACCUGUCCCGCAAGAACUACGGCAAAUUCCUACUCGACGUCCUACACGAAGCCCUCCGAGAGGCCCCCGAGAACGAAGAAGCAGCACAGGAGAUAUCUCGAAAGACAAUAGCAGCGACCAAAAGCGCACUUGCAUCAUUUGCCGAAGCUCUUGAGCGGGAUGACACUGAUCUCAAUCUAUGGAGGCAAAGCGCUCGACUCGGCAGUGCCCUACAAAGCUACAGGUUGAACCGGUUUUGCUUGGAAAGUGUGCUCGCGGAUGAUGACAAUCGACUGGAUGUACGACCCGAACAACUUGGCCUGGAGGAGGUAUUCUCGGAGGAGCGACUACGGAACACACUCAAGUCCCUGUUUGAUGGACUGUCUGCCUCCCAGGUCCCAGUCAAGAAACCCAACAAAGCUCUCGCCAAAUACCUUCAACGGCACAAAGACCUUUAUUCCUAUCUACCAACCUUACCGGACGACCUUCACUUUUUAGACCCUUCAAGAGGCCCUCUUUCUUUUUCAACUUAUUCCUUGGAGGUAACUCCGCCUGACGCGACUUGGGAAUCCAUUGGCACAUCAAUACUGAAAGCCUUCGAUAACGAGCAUAUGCCUUCAAUCCCCAGUCGUUCAAUUCGAGUCAUUCUGCCGGCUAGAGAUGCAACACCCGACAAUGAUGAAGAAAUGGAUGGUGUUGAGACUGUCCCUGAGACUGACGAUACCGAAGUCAAGCCUGAAAGCGGAGUUGUUAACAUGCUUGAAAAUGGCGAGCGGAGCACAAAGCUCGAGGACCCCCAGCCGGAUACAACCAAAGCCACAGCAGAACCAGGCGAGGAGCAGUCAUCUAUCGACCAAAGUGCAGAGAAACAGCUUAUGGAAUCUCUCGAAGGCGAAUCCACUCAGCCACCAGAACCACAAGAUGGCUCUGAAGACGAGAACAAUCCUGCAGUGGUCGACCCGAAAUCUCCGUCUGAAUCCCGAAAAAGAUCGUCUGCUUCGGCAGCCAACGAUGAUCAGCUGGAAGGCGGCAGAAUGAAAAGUCGACGAACUCGGGCUCGAGAAUCGAAUGCGGAUGGUUUGGUACAACCAGACGAAAUUGCAUUUGACCAAGAAAAGUAUUACGAAGAUCGGUUAGAGAUAUUUGUCAAUGCCGAUGAGUGGAUGUUCAACACUCUGAAUUCAUUGUUCUCCAAGUUUGGAAUGGAAUCGCUGGGUACAAUCGAGGGUAUCAAGACCAAAUUAGUAGCUGUGAAUGAGUCCGACGACGUGCCGGCUGAACCGGAGGCUCGAUUGCUGAAAGAUCUCCGCGAUAUCAUCAAAACCUGGAAUGAUGAAAAAUCUCGCCUUCUGCAGCAGAAGGAUGAAAUUUCACCACUUAAGGAUAUUCGUGGUACCAAUCGGUCUGGCCUCUCCGUUUUCCUUGAGCAUUCAAGGAAGGCUACCAGAAAACCCAUCCUCCAAGAGAUACCUGCUGGAGAAAAGGUUUACACUUUUUGUGACAUGAUGAACGAAUCCAUGUUGCAUCAACGCGAAGCCUUAUGUGAGUGGUUGAAAUGUCUGCUCAUGCCAGAAUUUGGAGAGAAACUCUCAGAAUGGUCCGUGAUGAAGUCUGCGUACGAAUCUUUCCAAUGGCCUGUGAAGCUGAAAGAGGCUGUCGUGGAAACCUUAAUACAAGAAGACAACUUUUUGUACUCGAAGAUGAGCGAUGUUGUUGCAAGACUCGAACGUCGCGUCUUUGAUUCUAGUGUGGAGGCUCCUUUCGAGUAUGAGUUAAGUGAUUACUCAGAGCUUGGAAUGAUCCAGUCCAUCUAUGAGCUCCACCUUGACAUCUUCUCCUCUGUUGAUGGAAUGAGCAGCGAAAUUGACCGGGAAAAAAAGCUUGCUCAAAGCGACCGUCUUGGUAGGUGGGGAAUGCUCUCACGUUCAUGCCUGGAGUAUUUCAUACAGAACUGUCCAUCCGAAGAAUGCCGACAAAACGUAUGUCUUCGUCAUCUGUGGACGUCGGUGUUCCACCUCAAUCUCGCAGGCGAGGCUCAACGUGAACACAUUUUGCUCUGCCUUCAAGAUUUGAAGCACAUACUCCAGUCACUCAAUAAUACCAGCAUCAACCUUGUGAACAACUCUGCCAUGUCCGAAAUAUCCUCCGAGACGAUAGACCAAGAGGUAUUGAAACUGAAGUGCAUGGACUUCUUCGCUAAGGUGUUUAACCCUGAUGACGAGGACCCAGUCUCACUCAUUGAAGCGAUUGAGCCAAUCCUGGAACCUUCGUCAAUCGAGUACCCCGAUGGUAUUCCCAAAUCGAACGACCUCAACGACCCAUCUUCCCAUGCGAGUGAGAUGGCCUCUUUCCUUGACCGUGGAGAUGCUACUUUGCGACUGUUUCUAUGGCGCAGACUCCAGGAAGCGUAUCAGUCCAUCGACUAUCCGCCCAAAGUCGUUUCUUGUUACCUGCGCAGCAUAGAGACAAUAAUGACUGAACUCGAAGACGUUAAGCACGUCGAAGAAACUAGCAGUCAUCGACAAGUUACUUUGCUGAGCUGGCUCAAGUCGCUAGAUGGAAUAAUCACGAACGCUAUCCUUCUCAUAUCGCAGCACUCCGAGGAAGCCUACGAAUGUAUCGAUAUGGAUCAUUUGCAAGCAUCUAUGUCUGCAGUAGCUCGGCUGAUCAGAAUUCUCCAGGGCUUCGUUCUCUAUGAAGAUUCUGUGCGGGUGGGCCAAAUUUCCGGGCGCGAUCUCAAAUCGACACUCGCUAAAUCGCUGGAAAACUUCAAAGAGAGAAUGCGAGAAUUAUAUGUCCGCUGCUGGGUUCUGCUGUAUACCAUGUUCUUAGAAGCGAUUUCUCAGAACAAGGAUAUGUUCCCUGAUUCAGCGGAAGAUCGUAUCCAUGUACUUCGAAGCGUGCACAAUGCUCUCGGGGUUCGCUCAUUAUGCAGGUACUCACAGAAACGUUUCUUGAAGCUCUUGAAAUCAGAAUUGCUUGCGCUUGAGACCAAGGGCGACUAUGAAUUUGAUAUCUGUCAAGUUCUUUUUGACCUCCAUGGAAUCAGGUUCUCCCCUGCAGACGGGGCGGCGGACCAUGGAUGCCCAGCUGAGAAAUUAGACCGACCAACGGCCAUCAUGAUGAUCGACUUCGUGAUGAGACAAGCUCAGAAGAUGAAUAUGAAAGAUCUUUCAAAGUCUGAGCUCAAGACUACAGUCGAAAAAAUGCAACAAGCGAUCGGACCCGCGAAACCCUCCUCUCAGUCACCCCAGAUGACUUUCAACCGCCGCCUUUUCAAUAAUUACAUGAAGGCACCUAUCAAUCCAUCAAAUCUUCUUCGAGCUGUCCAAGGAGUAACAGAACUUGCCCUGGUACCCGUGCCUGGCGAGAAUGCUCAAAUCGCUAUCAAAGGCUGGUAUUUCCUCCUCGGCCAUGCCGCCCUCACGAAAUUUCGUUCUCAAAAACGCCUCAGUCCCGGCUCAACUGCGGAGUUGGAUGAUGCGAUCAAUUUCUUCAGGCAGGACCUAGAUCACGGAUCAGGAAGGUGGGAGACAUGGUAUCGACUGGCACAAGCAUAUGACACCCAGUUGGAAGAAGACAUUACGUGGGCUGCAGAUAAGAUCAACAACAACCGCAGUGAUUUGGCAGCUACUCAGCGAUAUGCUAUUCACUGCUACUGCAUGGCUGUGUCAGUGGCGAUCAGAACUGCCGAGCCAACAGUGGAAACACGUAUGUUGCUCUCUGAACUGUACACGGAUUUUGGUAUUCGCAUGUAUGCUUCUUCGAGAGAACCUUUAUCCAUGGGUGCUUUCGGAUUAUCGGAAUUUUCGCGACACUUCAGCAGCGAGGAAAGUCAGCAGAUGUACAAAGCCCAACCUUUUAAGGAAAUGUCGCUUUACUCUGUCUGGAACUUCGCUAGUAAUCUGCUCAGGCGAGCAGUAAAUGACAAGCCUCGGCGCUGGCUGGCCAAUUACUUCCUCGGAAAAUGCCUCUGGAAAAUGUUUAGCUGCGAUGAUUCCAUGCGGACGACUCGGAGGAAGGUCGAAAUGCAUGAUGUGAUAGAUGCGCUGCUUGAUUCGAUCGCAGCCCUGCCACAACGAAAGGAUUCAAGGGCAGACCCUAUAUUCGAACCUCAUUUCAAACUCUUGUCCGUGGUCCAUAAGCUUGUUGUCCGGGGCAAUAUGACUCCUGUCGAGGCGACUAAAACCCUCGCUGUCUCACCUUGGGCUCGUAAAGUCGAUGCUCCCCAAAAUAUUGAAGGCUGGAGAUCGUAUAUGCUCGAAGUCAUCAAACGGUUCAAGAGUGCCGACAAAUCGAAUUGGCAUCACCGGAUGAGUGCAAAGGCUGCCCAUGUAAUUUAUGACGACCAGAAGAAUGCCACAGCGGCGGUCGCAGCCAAGCACGAAAUGUCCCAAAUCUUCACCAAGACGCUCACUAUUCAGGUUUGGCGGCCGGAAUUCGAACGUCCAGGGCGACAUUUCGUAUACACGACGCGCUAUGUUUAUUUCUUCGUCAGCCUUUUGGAUCAACUUGACGAUCGCGCUAGUCUGGAUCAGCUUUUGCGUCGAGUCAGGAAGAAGCAAGGCGAUUUCAUCAACCACACCAAAUUGUGGGAAGAUGUUUGUUUGACUUAUGCAAAGAUGAUUCGCAGGGCCGCAAGUAUCAGCGAAGGCCACGAGGAGGGCGUGUUCCGGCCAAUUGGUUGGGAGGAGUUUUCAUCGAAGACUGCCCGGCUUGAAGGCCUGGGCAAGCUCUCUGACGAAACCACGCCAGUUCUUGAACUGAUGCGAGAUUCCUUGGAGCUCAAAAAGCUCAACAAUAACCUGAUGAAGGUCACCAUGUUUGAGGAUCUUGUUGCGGACCUGUAUGCCCGUAUUUAUCAACUCAACAUGCCCCAGCUUAUCGAGCAAGUCAAUGAAGAAAAUAAAGAAAAGAUGAAGGUCGAUCAUCUUCUCAUGGCAGGCGAAGGAACAACAGAGACCUCAACCCCCGCAACCCCCGUCCCGGCUUCUGAUACCCCUGCGCCUCGUGGUCGCACCAAGGGCAUUGCUCGUCGCGACAUACAGAAACGAGCGGAUAUGAUUGUCAACCUGAAGCUUGGUCCGCGCACUGCUACAACCAAGUUCGCUGCUACCACGGACGCGGAACAAGCACCAGCAACACCACGUGGGCUUAACGCAGCUAAUGUCUCUGGCUCUACAUCCACCCCCCAGGACCUUAGCAAACAAGGUCCUACUACAGGUGAUGACGCGAAUGCCGAGAAGGAAAACAUCGGCAGCGCUCAUGACAGCGGCAAUGAAAGUGACGCGGAUGAAACAGACGAUGUGAAAACGAACAAACCUCCAAAGGAUCACAGUGCCCUGACUGGUCUAAGAAAGAAUGAGUUGGGCGACGUUGAAACCGAGAACGAGGACGAUGCUGGCAGUGAUGGGGAAGGUGAAGGUGAAGGCGAAGAGGAAGAGGAGGAAGGCGAUGAGGAUGAGGGCGAGGGCGAAGGUGAAGGGGAUAUCGGGACAACAGAGCUUGAAACCGGCGGAGAAGAAGCACAGGAUGUCGAUAACACAGUCGACGAGGACAUGCAGGAUGAAGACGGCGAAGAUCAUACUAUCGACGAAAGCAAAAUCUUGGACGGUGAGAAUGAUGAGUCUACCCAGGCCACCGAUUAUGAGCGCGAAGGAUCGGCCACAACGAUCAAGAACGAGGAAGCCGAGAAAGACACCGGCAUGGAUACCACCCCUGCAUGA